AAAAAGUUAGUAUCUUUCAUAAAUAAAUGAAUAAAAUUCUUCCUUCCUUGUCACACUCUCUCACUUUCCCGGAAAAGACAUUUCCCAUUUCCCCCAUCUCUUCCAUUUCCCUCUAAUAUUCUCUAAACCCUUCCAUCAAACUCUCCAAUUCCAAAUCCAACAAAAUGAAUCCAGAUCAACAAAACCCUAUCGAUCCAGACCACCCUCUCCUCCCAACAAUCAAGAUCCACCACCCCUCCUCCCCCCGCCACUCUCACCACCACCACCACCCCUCCUCCACUCCCACCCCCACCGCCGGCGCUCGCCGCAAGCUCGGCGUCGCUGUUGACCUCUCCGACGAAAGCGCUUACGCCGUCCGCUGGGCCGUCCAUCACUACAUCCGUCCCGGCGACGCUGUUAUUCUCCUCCACGUCAGCCCUACUUCCGUCCUUUUCGGCGCUGACUGGGGCCUACUUCCCAUUUCCGCCUCCUCCACUCCUACACACAAAGACAACACUACCAACGACAUCAAUUCCCUUGACGAAGACGACUCGUCUUCGUCGAAACGACAGCAGCAGAUUGAGGAAGAUUUUGAGACUUUUACCGCCACGAAAGUGGCGGAUAUUGCGAAGCCGUUGAAGGAAGCGAAUAUACCGUAUAAAAUACACAUAGUGAAGGAUCAUGACAUGAAGGAGAGGCUGUGUUUGGAAGUUGAGAGAUUAGGGUUAAGUGCUGUUAUUAUGGGGAGUAGAGGCUUUGGUGCUGUUAAAAGAGGAAGUGAUGGGAAAUUAGGCAGUGUUAGUGAUUACUGUGUUCAUCACUGUGUUUGUCCUGUUGUCGUUGUUCGCUAUCCCGAUGAUAAUAAUAAUAGUGAUGCUAAGGAUGCUGAAGCUGUUAUUAAUGUUCCUGUUGAGGAGGAGGAGGUUGUUGUUGCUGAUGAUGUCGCUGCUGCAGAGGCCGCUUUUGCUAAGAGUAAAGAUGCAUAGUUUGAGCUUUUAAUCCCAUAUGGUGGCUUCUUUCCUAGCAGGUAUGCAUGCUUUCAGGUUCUUGAAUUGUAUUUUGCUCGUGUUUCAGAAAAGAGGACCGUGACACACAAGAUCUAUUAUAGUUUUAAUUUAUUAAUGCGUGUUUCUUCUUGAUGUGCCAGUAUUGCUCUGUUGUUAUGUAGACAAAACCAUGCCGCAUAUGAACUUUGGGUAUGUCUUUAUAUCUAAUAGAUAAUUUAGUCGUCGAUUGCAAUCAGCAGGAAUUAGAGACGAAGUGUACUCAUGACCAAGUUUCUCAUGGAUGAAACUUGACAAUAGUUGUUAAUGUAAAGAUGUUGGUAUGGUAGUAGAUGAUUUAAGGUUUAGACACUUCUUGUUAGGCUUUUACAGAGACGUUUCUACUAGGUUGUGAUGUACAUUUUUCUGUUCUCUCAAGUUUAUCUUACCUUUAGAAUUUCUAUUAAACGCUCGUUGGCUUGAGCGCA
Messenger RNA from Mercurialis annua (annual mercury), 1450 nucleotides. Its product is annotated as universal stress protein PHOS32-like. Bases 165 to 965 code for a protein of 266 amino acids. NCBI's taxonomy places the organism in Eukaryota, Viridiplantae, Streptophyta, Magnoliopsida, Malpighiales, Euphorbiaceae. The record is from RefSeq and is a predicted model, not a curated record. The transcript has 2 exons.